CUCUCUCUCUCCCUCUCCCUCUUUACUUCUUUCUAGAUUGUUCUUUCCGUUGCUAGUACUUCUAGAUCUCGAAUCCACUUGCUCAGAUCUCUGAUCUUCAAUCCCUGCAUCGAUGAUCUGUGGAGAAGGCUCAGAAUUGUGAGCUAUAACGAUUUUGUGUAUCUUCAGCUCAAACUCGAGCUCCUGAUUUAGUCUCAUGUGAUUAUCAGAAACCUUUUUAGCGCUAGAUCUCGUCGUGUGUGUAGUAGGGAUUCACUUCCUGGAUUGUAUAGUUUUAUGAGUAAUCGAGCAUCGAAUUUUAGCUUUAGGAAACUGGAAUUACAAUCUAGAAGAUUGGGGGUGAGGGGGUUAGGUUUGGAGUUCGAUGCGGUGUCGUUUUCAAAUGUCAGAGCUUCAUGACUUAGCUAGCAGAAUCCAAAUACUACUUUAGAGACUUACUAAUAAUAUACAUGAGUAUUACUGCUACUGAGAAAUUAAAGGGUGUUUCUUGUUUUUUUUCUCUAAAACUAACUGGUUCAGGUGGGAGCUUGAUGUCUAUAUUGGUUAUUGGGGUGCUGAGAUCUGUAUUGAUUUAAGAUAGUAAGAGAUGAGUUACACGGCUGAGAGUGAUGAUGAUGGUAUGCACUCACCAGCUGGUGAUAGUAUUGGUGGUUAUGGAUGCAAGAGCCGAGGGAAAGGAAGUGUCCUGAAGAAAGGACCGUGGACUUCGACUGAAGACGGGAUUUUGAUUAAUUAUGUGAGGAAGCAUGGAGAGGGUAACUGGAACGCUGUGCAGAAAUACACGAGCCUGGCUCGUUGCGGGAAAAGCUGUCGUCUCAGGUGGGCUAAUCAUCUUAGGCCGAACUUGAAGAAAGGAGCGUUUAGCCAAGAAGAGGAACGUCUCAUUGUUCAAAUGCAUGCCAAGAUGGGGAAUAAAUGGGCACAGAUGGCUGAACAUUUGCCUGGUCGAACAGAUAAUGAGAUAAAGAAUUAUUGGAACACUCGUAUCAAGAGGCGCCACCGAGCAGGCUUACCGCUUUACCCUCCUGAACUCCACGUUGAAGAUCUGCAGUUGAGUGAGGAGUAUACCACGAGCAAUGUCACCAGGGUAAAUAGAAGAAGACAUCAAGAUAUCUUGCAGUUGGGGAAUUCCAAGGCAGAUGUCUUGUUUGACGAUCUUAAUUUUGCUACCAACUUGUUACCUGGAGCUUCUGACGUAUUAGAUAUGUUCACAUGCAACAUGCUAGGAACUGGUGCGAGUAGUUCCCCGUACGAAAGCUACAUGCCACCAAUACUGCCUUCCCCAAAGCAGCUCCGAGAAUCUGGAUCUCUGUUUCCCUUGUGCAGCAGUAACAUAAAGCAAGAGUUCCACUCUCCAGAACCUUUUCAGAAUCCAAGAUCUUGCAGUAUCUCGCCUUGUGAUGUUGGUCAUCAUUCUCCUUACGGAAACCAACGUCCAUCUGAUGUGAUGAUUUCAGAUAGCCAUGCCUUUAUGGAUGGCAUGCUUCCUACUUCUAAGCCCUUGUUUGGGGCAGUGAAGCUGGAGCUCCCUUCAUUCCAAUAUUCAGAAACUAGUGGGUUUGAUCAGUGGAAGACGACCACACCGUCACCUCCACACUCAGAUCCUCUUGACUCUGUUGAUGCUUAUAUUCAGUCUCCGCCGCCAUUGGAGAUUGAAGACGAGUCAAACUGUUUCUCGUCAUGCGACACUGGCCUACUAGAUAUGUUACUUCCCAAUGCCAAGAUCAAAACUAGUGCAAAGCGUAGUUUGGCUCUCCCCGAGAUUCCAAUUCCCACGCAACUUAGUGCAGGUGAAACUUCAGCAGAUUCUGCAGGGAACGUUGUGAAGACAGAAGAGUUGGAUCAGGUUUGGGAACCAAAGAGAGUUGAUAUAACACGGCCCGAUGUUUUACUUGGAUCGAGCUGGCUAGACCAACAAGGCUGUUUCGGGAUUGUUAGAGACUCCAGCAACAUGAGUGAUGCGCUUGCGCUUCUUCUCGGUGGUGAAGACAUUGAAAACAGUUACGUGACUGUUGGGUCAUCAUCAUCAGGUCAAGCACAACAAGGAGUUGGGUCUUGCACAUGGACUAAUAUGCCUCCUGUUUGGUCCUUGUAACAACAUGAACCACAUCACAGUUUGAUCUUUCUAUAUUUUCAUGCUAUACUUCACUUCCUUUGAGGACUUCAUGGUUUGUUAUAGUUGAGACUUGAGACUUGAGACGAGAGAUUUAUGAACUUAAAGAAAA
Molecule: messenger RNA, 2225 nt
Organism: Brassica oleracea var. oleracea
Lineage: Eukaryota; Viridiplantae; Streptophyta; Magnoliopsida; Brassicales; Brassicaceae
Product: transcription factor GAMYB
Exons: 3
Coding region: 587-2095 (502 amino acids)
Source: RefSeq, a predicted model, not a curated record